Messenger RNA from Cuscuta campestris, 1098 nucleotides. The record is from the annotation of a GenBank genome assembly. NCBI's taxonomy places the organism in Eukaryota, Viridiplantae, Streptophyta, Magnoliopsida, Solanales, Convolvulaceae.
AGUGUUGAAUUUUUUUCUUUUUUUUCUUUUCUUUUCAAUGGGACUUUGAUUGAGUCAUCACAUGUGUGCACGUGUGGUGUCUUCAUCGCUGAGUUUUUUUCUUCCCCAAUUAUGCACCUCUUCAUAGGAAAGUAUCCCAAACGGAUUCUUCUUCGCAUACGGAUUACAUUGGAGACACCCAAACUAACCAUGGAAUUAUCAUCGUACAUGACUCUUGAUAAAGGGACAUUGUUACAUUCAAGGAGUGCAAUGAGGAUGGAUCCUAUGUGGUGUACGGGACUAUCGUGGCAGUGAACAAUAUAAUGACUCUGAUUGGUGGUAUUUAUUAUGUAGUUAAACCAAAUGGUGCAUGUAUUAUUGCGUGCAUUACUCAUGACGUGUGUUUAACGUCACCUUGAGGUAUCUUAUCACGCUCUCUGUUAAAGAUGAUUUUGGAACUAUGUUUGUCUUAUUUGACCAUGAGGCCUCCUGUAUUUUAAGUACACCAUGUGACCAAUUGAUGGAUAAAAGUGACGCAGUGGAAGUUUUGAGAGACCAAAGGAGUUUGAUGACCUUGGGAAGACCUAUCUUUUUAGGAUUGAGAGAUGCUGUGAUGUUGCCAUUAUGUGUUCAAUUCUUCCCCAAUUUGCUCAACGCAACAUCAAAUCCUGUUUUGCCUUUGAUUUCACAUGCUCAAUCUGGUCCUCAGCCUCCAUCGCCAAUGUCUUUGAAUUUCAGUUUAGAUGACAAUCAUUCAAUGCCUAAUGAGGACAUUGCGCUUGUCAAUCAUGUAAACACUGUUUCAUUGAUAUCUGAAUCUGGUCCCCAGCCUCCAUGGUCAAUGUCUUUGAAUUUUAGUUCAGAUGACAAUAAUUCAAUGCCUACUGAGAAUAAUGUAGCGGCCAAUGAAGAGAAUACUAUCUCAUUUAUUGAUAAAUAUCAGCUUCUAGUUCAUUCUCCAUCUGCUUUUCAACCUGCACCUGCAUCUACUACUUCCACCUCAUCAUCAAUGCCGUUUAGUAUGGAUGGGACAAGUUAUGAUUCAGAAGACACUGACUAUUCCAGUGGCACUCAUCCAGUGACAUCUGAUGAAGUAUUGUAUAUGUCCCCAGAUUUUGA